This is a messenger RNA of Drosophila rhopaloa, 711 nucleotides long. RefSeq names its product glutathione S-transferase 1-like. Gene Ontology annotation, molecular function: glutathione transferase activity. The transcript has a single exon. The record is from RefSeq and is a predicted model, not a curated record. Lineage: Eukaryota; Metazoa; Arthropoda; Insecta; Diptera; Drosophilidae. The coding region runs from base 15 to 677 and encodes 220 amino acids. Gene Ontology annotation, biological process: glutathione metabolic process.
UUCGUGGUCGCAUCAUGCCGGGAAUAGUAUUGUAUGGAAUGGACAUAAGUCCGCCAGUUCGAGCCUGCAAACUGACUUUGCGAGCCUUGAAUUUAGACUAUGAAUACAAGGAAUUGAAUCUUUUGGCGGGAGAACAGUUCAGCGAUGAGUUCCUUGAGAAGAACCCCCAACACACGGUGCCGCUCCUCGAUGAUAAUGGAGCCCUCAUCUGGGACUCACAUGCCAUUGUGUGCUACUUGGUGGACAAGUACGCCAAGUCGGAUGAGCUCUAUCCCAGGGAUCUGGUUAAGCGGGCUCAGGUUGAUCAACGCUUGUUCUUUGAUGCGAGUAUUCUCUUCAUGUCGCUGCGUAAUGUCAGUAUACCCUAUUUUAUUAGCCAAGUAAACCUGGUUCCCAAGGAGAAGGUGGAUAACAUUAAAGAUGCCUACGGCCAUCUGGAGACAUUUCUCGGAGGUAAUCCCUAUCUGACUGGGUCCACUCUAACCCUGGCUGAUUUCUGCUGUGGAGCUACUGCCUCCUCGCUGGCCGCUGUUCUCGAACUGGAUCACGAAAAAUAUCCCAAGGUGGCGGAUUGGCUUGAUCGCCUAUCCAGAUUGCCUCAUUACGAGGAGGACAAUCUUCGGGGCUUGGAAGAAUACAUAGCUUUGCUCCAACCCUGUUUAACAUUAGAGCAAUAGUAUUUAUCGAAUUUUGAAUAAAUAACAAAGUUAA